Xylaria bambusicola is the source of this 3469-nucleotide messenger RNA. RefSeq names its product tRNA synthetases class I-domain-containing protein. The record is from RefSeq and is a predicted model, not a curated record. Gene Ontology annotation, biological process: isoleucyl-tRNA aminoacylation. The transcript has 11 exons. Lineage: Eukaryota; Fungi; Ascomycota; Sordariomycetes; Xylariales; Xylariaceae. Gene Ontology annotation, molecular function: aminoacyl-tRNA deacylase activity; isoleucine-tRNA ligase activity; tRNA binding. Bases 183 to 3395 code for a protein of 1070 amino acids.
ACUGCCCCGCGGUCGGAUUUAAUUUCACAUCGUAUUUUGCAUGACACCUUGGGCUGUGACUCAACUCAGGGCUGUAUAUGAAACUGUGAUCUACUCAGUUCCUGGCUCUUAACCUCCAGCCCAGAGAGGUUGCGGGAAAUCACUUGCGCAUUUGGUUUUCAGCAACGCUGAUAUAGGUCACCAUGUCUAUCGACUUUCCCAAGGCCGAGGUCGCCGUCAUCGAGCAAUGGCGCCAGAUCAACGCCUUCGAGAGACAGGUCGAGCUAUCUAAAGACAAGCCGCGAUACACUUUUUACGAUGGCCCGCCGUUUGCUACGGGUCUACCGCAUUACGGCCAUCUCCUCGCCUCAACGAUUAAAGACAUUAUUCCUAGGUAUUGGUCGAUGAAAGGUCACCAUGUCGAGAGGCGAUUCGGUUGGGACACACAUGGAAUUCCCAUCGAGCACGAAAUCGACAAGAAAUUUGGUCUUUCCGGCAAGGAGGCAGUCGAGAAAUUUGGCCUAGCCAACUACAACCACGAAUGUCGGUCUAUCGUUAUGCGAUACCGUGAGGAAUGGCGCCACACCAUCGAGAGAUUAGGCAGAUGGAUAGAUUUUGACAAUGACAAGACUAUGGACACCAAUUUCAUGGAGUCAGAAUGGUGGAUCUUUAAGCAACUUUUCGACAAAGGAAUGGUUUACCAAGGACAUAGAGUUAUGCCGUACUCAACAGGAAUGACCACUGCCCUCAGCAACUUCGAGGCGAAUCAAAAUUAUCAAGACGUUACAGAUCCCGCUGUUGUCGUGAGCUUUCCUUUGGUAUCUGACCCGACUACCCACCUUUUAGCGUGGACAACUACCCCUUGGACCCUCCCAACAAAUUUGGGUCUUGCAGCGCACCCUGACUUCGAAUACGUGAAGAUUCUCGAUGAAAAGUCUGGGACCAACUAUAUCCUAAUGGAGAAAUUAUUGACGACGCUCUACAAGGAUCCCAAGAAAGCGAAAUACAAGGUCGUGUCAAAGCUGAAAGGCAAGGAAAUGAACGGCUGGAAAUAUGAACCAUUGUUCGACUACUUCUAUGAGGAGUUCAAAGAUGUUGCAUUCAAAGUUGUGAAUGCAACAUACGUCACUGAUGAUUCCGGUACAGGCAUUGUCCAUCAGGCCCCAUGUUAUGGUGAGGAUGAUUAUCAGGUCGCCGUCGAGAAUGGUAUCAUUGACAAGGCCCGUGCGCCUCCCGAUCCUAUUAAUGACCUUGGAAUCUACAACGACCAAGUCCGAGACUUUGCCGGCAUGUACAUCAAGGAAGCCGACAGGAGCAUCAUCAAAAAUUUGAAGGAGAAAGGCCGCCUUGUUGUUGAUUCGCAGUUAAAGCACUCGUAUCCCAUGUGCCCGCGUACCGAUAAGCCCCUGAUUUACCGAGCGGUUCCAUCAUGGUUUAUCAAAAUUCCUGAAAUUGUACCGCAGAUGUUGAAAAAUAUUGAAGGAAUGCACUGGACACCACAUGCUGUUAAGGAGAAUAGGUUCGGAAAUUGGAUUGCAAAUGCUAGAGAUUGGAAUGUUUCCCGAAAUCGUUACUGGGGAACUCCUAUUCCAUUAUGGGUCAACGCCGAAGGCGAGAGAGUGUGCGUCGGUAGCGUAGAGGAACUGAAGAAACUCAGCGGAUACGAGGGCGAAUUAACCGAUUUACAUCGAGACAAGGUGGAUCAUAUCACCAUCCCUAGUCCAACCGGAAAGGGUGUAUUAAGACGGGUAGAAGAAGUUUUCGACUGUUGGUUUGAAUCAGGCAGCAUGCCCUAUGCUAGCCAACAUUACCCCUUCGAGAACAAGGACAAGUUCGCAGAAAGCUUCCCUGGAGAUUUUAUUGCCGAAGGUUUAGAUCAAACUCGCGGUUGGUUCUACACUCUACUGGUGCUAGGAACGCACCUUUUUGGUGUCAGCCCCUUCAAAAAUUGCGUAGUAAACGGCAUAGUUCUGGCGGAAGACGGAAAGAAGAUGUCCAAGCGACUGAAAAAUUAUCCCGACCCGGGAAUCAUCAUGGAGAAAUACGGUUCAGACGCACUUCGACUAUACCUGAUCAAUUCUCCCGUUGUUCGUGCCGAGCCCUUGCGCUUCAAGGAAUCUGGUGUUAAAGAAGUCGUGCAAAAAGUUCUUUUACCCCUCUGGAACAGCUACAAAUUCUUUGAGGGACAGGUGGCUCUACUGAAAAAGGUUGAAGAUAAGGAUUAUAUGUUCGACCCGACGAUGGAAAGCUCCAAUACCAACGUCAUGGACCGCUGGAUCCUUGCCAACUGCCAAAGCCUGCUACAAUUUGUCAACGAAGAAAUGUCAGGAUAUCGUCUCUACACAGUUGUUCCGAGGUUACUAGGCCUCAUUGACGAUACCACAAACUGGUACAUUCGGUUCAACCGAAGGCGGCUGAAGGGCGAGUAUGGCGUUUCAGAUACUUUGCAUGCGCUCAACACGCUGUUCGAGACCCUUUUCACUUUAUGUAAAGGCCUAGCACCCUUUACGCCUUUCCUUACAGAGACCAUCUACUCAAAACUGCUGCCUCAUAUCCCGAAGGACCUGCAAGGUGAAGACCCUCGAAGCGUCCACUUCCUCCCAUAUCCUACUGUGCGACAAGAACUUUUCGAUCCUGAGAUUGAACGCCGAGUUUCCCGCAUGCAAAAGGUUAUCGAGCUUGCUAGAGUAUCUCGAGAACGCCGAACCAUUGGUCUCAAAACGCCUCUAAAGACGCUGGUAGUGAUACACGCCGAUCAACAGUACCUGGACGAUGUCAAAUCGCUAGAAAACUACAUUUUGGAGGAGCUGAACAUCAGAGAUCUGGUCUUAACAUCAGACGAAGCAUUGUACAAUGUACAGUACUCGGUGGUAGCCGACUGGCCAGUCCUUGGCAAGAAGCUCAGAAAAGACAUGGCAAGAGUGAAGAAAGCUCUUCCUAACGUCACCAGUGAGGAGGUCAAGGAAUACACUAGAGCUAAGUUCAUCAUAGUUGAUGGUAUUCGGCUUGAGGAGGGUGAUCUACGAGUAAAGCGAGAACUCAAACAAGAGGAGUCACAAACCCUCGAGCCUAACACCGACGACGACGUUCUUACCAUUUUGGACGCUGGAAUUUAUCCCGAGUUGAAGGAAGAAGGCCUAGCACGAGAGAUUAUUAACAGAGUUCAGCGGUUGAGAAAGAAGGCAGGCUUGACCCCGACGGAUGACGUCAAAAUGGAAGUGAAAGUCCUUUCGGACCCCGAGGACAUUGGAUUGGCAAGUGUCUUCGAUAACCAGACUUCGGCGUUCGUCAAGGUUCUGCGGAGACCGAUAGAAAAACAGGUGGCGGGUGAGGCCGGUAAUGAGAAGGAGCUCAUUACGGAAGAAGAACAGGAAGUCCAGCAAGCGACUUUCUUGCUCCGAUUGCUGAAGUUGUAGAAUAGAUGUUUUCUAGAGUUCUAGUUCAAUGCUAGAGAUUAGAUAUCUAAAAGAGACACUGGUCUAAAUCCAAA